Acanthosepion pharaonis is the source of this 711-nucleotide messenger RNA. Lineage: Eukaryota; Metazoa; Mollusca; Cephalopoda; Sepiida; Sepiidae. The record is from the annotation of a GenBank genome assembly.
AUGACUAUCUAUCUAUGCCUGUCUAUAUCUAUCUAUCUAUCUAUCUAUCUAUCUAAGCAUGUCCAUAUGUAUGUAUCUAUCUGUUUAUCUAUCUAUUCAUCAUGUCUCUAUCUAUCUAUCUAUCUAUCUACCUACCUACCUACCUACCUACCUACCUACCUACCUAUUUAUUUAUCUAAGCAUGUCCAUAUCUAUCUAUCUAUCUAUCUAUCUAUCUAUCUAUCUAUCUAUCUAAAUAUUGGCACAUGUCCUCAUCAUCUAUCUAUCUAUCUAUCUAUCUAUCUAUCUAUCUAUCUAUGUCUGUUUAUGUAUUUAUAUAUUUAUGUAUCUAUCUAUCUUUCAAUUUAUUUAUGUAAGCAUGUCCAUAUCUAUCUAUCUAUCUAUCUAUCUAUCUAUCUAUCUAUCUAUCUAUCUAUCUAUCUAUCUAUCUAUGUAAGCAUGUCCAUAUCUAUCUAUGUAAGCAUGUCCAUAUCUAUCUAUCUAUCUAUCUAUCUAUUUAUUUAUCUAAGCAUGUCCCUAUCUAUCUAUCUAUCUAUCUAUCUAUCUAUAAAAUCAAAGACUCUAUUUUUCUUUCUUUCUUUCUUUCUUUCUUUCUUUCUAUACUCCUGUCCUUUUUCUUUUUCGUAUUUUCAUUCUUGCAAUUUCCCCACUAAAUCCUUUUUCUUUUUUUCUUUCUUUCUUUUCUUUUUUCUUUUUUUUUUUUUUUUUUAA